Messenger RNA from Nycticebus coucang (slow loris), 1581 nucleotides. RefSeq lists its product as uncharacterized. Lineage: Eukaryota; Metazoa; Chordata; Mammalia; Primates; Lorisidae. The record is from RefSeq and is a predicted model, not a curated record. The transcript has 4 exons. Bases 1 to 1224 code for a protein of 407 amino acids.
AUGCAGAGAGAAAAAGCAAGUAACUUCAAACACCACACGAAUAAAUGGGAAUGGGACCUGCGGGAGCGCCGAUUGGCUACACCCCACGUCAAUCAGCGGUGUUGCCAGGCAACGGAGAAACUGCUCUUCUCCGCGCAGACAGGGCAAUUGGGAGUUCGCAUACCUUCACUGCCGGUCAGAUGUCAUAAACCUUUUAUUGGCCGCACCGCGGCGAACCUUAAAAACAAAUCAAUAAAAGCCCGCCGUCCCCCAACUUGUCCAGGGCCCAAGGAGGGUUUCAAAGAGGGCCGGGCCUCGGGGGUCUCCGGAGACGUUCACUGCCGGUGCCAAGUCUGCACAACAAUACCAACUCUGUUCCUCCCGGGCGGCGUUUCGGAAAUCCAGGCACGGGGGACAGCCCGCACGUCGGGGCAGGAAACUCUGGGACCGGGCAGCUUCCCCACUCCGGGACUUGGGCUCCCUCCGCUCCGGACCCUCCCCCAGGAGCUGCGGCGCCCCUCGUCUGGGGAGAGCUGCGAGGUCGCCUGCGGUUGCGCCUUGGAGCAGCCCCCCGCCCUGAGUCGCCCUGGCGCACUCGGGAGCCGGCGGGCGCGGGAAGCGAACUCACCUGGCCGGAGCUGGGCGCGGGGACGCGGGGGCGCCGCUGCCCUUCAGCGGGAGCCGACAAACUUUCGCGGGCGCCCAGCGGGCAUCGCCUGGUGGCCCGGCGAGGGGCGCGCGGGCGCGGCGCGGCGAGCCCGGGGCGGCGGGGGGCGGCCGCGGGCGCGGGCGGCAGGGGCGCGGGGGUCGCGGCGCGGCAUGGGACCUGCGGCGUCCGCCGGGCGCGCCGCGCGUCCUCCGGCCGGCCCCGCCGCUCUCCCCGCCCCGUCCCGCCUCCCGCUCGCCUCCGCCGCGGCGCGUCGGGCCAGGGCGCGCCGAGCGGCGAGAAAUUGUUUCCACUGCAAACAAAAAAAGGCGACACAUGACCAGGCAGGAGGAGGGGAAGCGCGGGGAGGGAGGAGAUCGGAGGGGAGGGACGGAGCGGAGGAGGCGGAGGGAGUUGGAGAGAGAGAAAACGUGGGCCUGGCCGCCGGCGGCCUGCGGCGCUGGGCGCGAACCCGCCGGGGCGGCGCCUGCCCGCGCCACACGGCCCUGGCCUGCCUCGCGCCCCGAGCCCGGACACUCCGGAUGAGCAACUGGGGCCGAGAUGAGGCAAGAGGUGUAAGUAAGAAGGUGUCAGCCUGAAGAGGAAGCAGUGGAUCAGCCCUGUUCAAUAUGGAGAGAGUGUACAUCUGUCUGUUCAUCCAUUGAAAUGGGGGGAUCCAGACCUUUGCCAGAAGCCAAAGGAUGGCUUCAUGUGGCCUUUUCCACCUUGUUGUGCUAUUAAACCUCAGCUCCGAGACAUGCUCUCCAACAUAAAUGCUUAUGGGCAAAUUUAUUUGGGAACAACCCCAUACUCCGUUCUCCUCAUGAACUUUCCAAAAGAACCAUUGUGUCUUAGACCCUGAGAAGUCUUAAAGAAACACGUCGAACUCUUUAAAGCACUAUCUUGUUCACGUUGCUUUACAAACUUAUCUGACAGCAGAAUUCUAUGUGUGCCCU